Messenger RNA from Cyprinus carpio (common carp), 2199 nucleotides. Its product is annotated as zinc finger protein basonuclin-2-like. The coding region runs from base 127 to 1773 and encodes 548 amino acids. The transcript is spliced from 3 exons. Lineage: Eukaryota; Metazoa; Chordata; Actinopteri; Cypriniformes; Cyprinidae. Gene Ontology annotation, biological process: regulation of DNA-templated transcription. The record is from RefSeq and is a predicted model, not a curated record. Gene Ontology annotation, cellular component: nucleus.
CGAUUUUUCCCCUGCAUUAUUCAUUUUCAUUCAUUCGUUUUAUUUUCUUUUAUUCAUCUGUGUGUUUGACAGACGGACAGAGACGAGUCUCUUCUGAAGCGAGAUGAAGAGAGCACGACUCUGAAGAUGGAGGAGGAGAUACAGGUUGUUGGCUGCACACAUGCUGACUGUCCGUGUGAGUGUUUCCUGCCAGGACAAACUCAGAUCAGGUCAUGUGAUCGCUGUGCACAUGGCUGGGUCGUUCACGGUAUGAACCACAUGUGUGUGUGUGUGUGUGUUUGCCUGAAGACUGGAUUCCCGUCACCAGUGUUGUGUGUAUUGAUGUGUGUGCGUGUGUGUGUGUGUGCAGCGGUGGGUAAGGUGUGCGCUCCGGCUCUGCUGUGUUCGGGGCAGGUGGAGAUCGUCCAGAGUAACGUGGUGUUUGACAUCAGCAGUCUGAUUCUGUACGGGACGCAGGCGCUUCCCGUCCGGAUGAAGAUCCUGCUGGAUCGUCUGUUCAGCGUCCUCACACACACACAGGUGCUCAACAUCAUACACACUCUUGGAUGGACGCUGCGCGACUAUGUGAGAGGAUACAUGCUGCAGGACUCCUUGGGGAGGGUUCUGGAUCACUGGGUCACCAUGAGCCCGGAGGACGAGGUCGUGACCUUGCGUCAGUUUCUACGUUUUGGGGAAACCAAAUCCAUCGUGGAGCUCAUGGCCGAGGAGCAGCAGAUCCGCCCAGAAACCCAUCGCAUCCCUGUGUUCAAGCCGAGAGAUAAACCGCCCGCAAGAACGCACCACUUUGAGAAUCUGCCAGGAGGAAGUCUAGCGUUCCUGCAGCCGUUUCACUACGUCAGUGCGUCCGUGUUUCCACCCUCGCAUCCUGCGACACAAAAACUACAACGGCUCAGCAAACGGAACAACAGUGCAGAUGAAAUGAGAGCCAGAAACAAAAGAGAUGGAAGGCCGUUACAGAUACGAAGUUCCACACGGUCACCGAAACGCCUGCGAAACGAAGAACAACAUCAAGCGGGAGUCGACGAGCCGAUCGCAGACUCUUCGGGAACCGGGGAACGGUCCUCGAGCAAAGCUCGCGUGAGCUGCAACGCGUGCGCCAAGACGUUUUACGAUAAAGGAACGCUGAAGAUCCACUUCAACGCUGUGCACUUGAAGAUCAAACACCGCUGUACUGUCGAAGGCUGCAACAUGAUGUUCAGCUCACUGCGCAGCCGCAACCGACACAGCGCAAACCCCAACCCGCGACUGCACGCCGCGCUCGAACACGUGACACGCAGAUUCCUCGCUCAACCACGUCGACCGGCCUUGCGUGAAACUACAUCGCCAGUUUCCAUGGCAACCACCAACACUGUAUUGACUGACCAUCAGAUUCCAGUUAUCCGUGAAGGAGGAGGGGGAGGAGCUACAGGCAAUCGUACGGCCAAUCAGAAUGGCCUUAGUCAUGUGAUUGACGUGACACCGAAAAAGAAGUCGCGGAAGUCCAGUACGCCGCUGAAGCUUAAACAAGAAACUCACAGUGAGGAACACGAUCACUUAUCACCAGGACAACCGGUCAACAGUCUCCAUGGCAACCAGUCACCUAUGCCCAACACACACGUGCAAUACAACUACAAACAACUUUGGAAGACGUCGUACGGUUACCAUAGCAACGGGCACGUGAUUCAAGAAGUGCAUGGCGAAUGGAAAGGCAGGUGUCUUCCACUACUAAAGGUCAAAGAGGAGCCGUGUGACCCCACCUGUGACUGUAGAGGUCGUCACCAUAGCAACCUGUGACUGUGACAACAUGAUAUCAGAACUGACACCAAAAAGAAUCUUGUGAAGGUUUUACAGUUUUCGCUCAGAAAUCGCUGGUAUAUUUCACCAAUAAUUACGAAGAAACGGCAAAUAGCACAUUGAAUUGAAAGUGAAAUUCUGAAGUCGAAAGACUGAAAUAGUAUUUUCUUGUAAAAACAUACUCUCGUGAUCUUUCAUUUACAACUUAGAUUUUUUUUUUCUUUACAAUAUAUGUUCCUGAUAUUAUAGUGAAGAUUCAUCCAUGCACGUUGUUGUUAUAAACAAAAUUGCAUUUGUGAACUUGAAUCAAAAUAAAAUAUGUGUGUCGGGCCAAAGUCCCUUUAAGGCAUUACAUAUUUGAAAUCACCAAUGAAACCUGACAACAACUGUCUCUUAAAUGUUGUUUCCUUUGCUGAAAUAACAUCA